CCCUGACAUUGUUGUCAAUUUUCAGGCGUUUUAGAUAGACGUCGAUUCGAGGCAGGAUGAGUUGGUCUACUUUCCAGAUAGUUAUUGUGGUGGGAAUGGUGGCGACAGGAACUUUAAAUACUAUCUCGGCAGGGUUCCAGCAAAGAGCAGAAGGGGUUGGGAAGGAUUUUCCGUUAAACUUCAACAAAGAUUCCUAUGCAUGGAUGAACGGAACUAAAAAAACAUUUGAUCACCCCUACCUCCAG
Messenger RNA from Eurytemora carolleeae, 245 nucleotides. Its product is annotated as solute carrier family 35 member F6. The record is from RefSeq and is a predicted model, not a curated record. NCBI's taxonomy places the organism in Eukaryota, Metazoa, Arthropoda, Copepoda, Calanoida, Temoridae.